Messenger RNA from Cinara cedri, 23643 nucleotides. The record is from the annotation of a GenBank genome assembly. NCBI's taxonomy places the organism in Eukaryota, Metazoa, Arthropoda, Insecta, Hemiptera, Aphididae.
AGCGGCGGCUAUUUUCGCUCAGCGGUCCGCGGUACCGGUUUCUUGCGGGCACACGGCUCCACGAGUCGCCAGUCGUAACGCAGGUGCCCUCUUGGCGCGUUUACGUUUAGGCUGCGGCUGUGGCGUUUUCCGCGACGUAUUCGCUGUUAUUACAAAAUAUCAGCUGUUAUAAUAUAAUAUACGCGCGUAUUACACACGAUACAAACGAUAAAACAUUGCCGUAUUUUUUACGAAAAUAAUCAAAUAAUUAUAUACAUAACUAGUACGGCAUUGUGUGUGUGUGUGUGUGUGUGUGUGUGCGUGUGUAGUAGGCGCGUGGUAAUUUUUGUAUAUACGUGCGGGACGAAGAGAGACCCCUUGGCGCGCGUCCGGUUAUAUUGUCGUACGAAUUGAACGUCGUUAUCAACCGCAAAUUUCACCGGAAACCCGACCCCGAACCGCCGCCAAAAUGAUGGAUUCCACGUCGGCGGACUAUUGCAUGUUCGCCAAACAGUCUAUGGUCGUGGAGGGUUACAUGGUGUCGCCGUCCGUCGUCCACCAACGAACCAACAGCCAAGUAAAGGUGAAUUACUAUCGGCUAUCUUUUUCUUCUUCUUCUUCUUCUUAAUCUCGGCUUUAUUCUGCACUGAGUUUGAGCCCCUGCCGCCGGCCGGAUAGCAUUUUCGGCUCAGCAAAUGUGUUCGCCAAUCAGUUACAUUCGGUUUCGUAGUACCUGGUGAAAAUCUAAUUCACACUGAACUGUGGUCAUAUUUUGAAAAGGGACCGAAAUUUUACCUAACCGUGACGUAUUUCGGGUACAAAUGUUCGCGUAUAAUAACCGUUACGUAUGUUAUGUUUCACGGUAAACGAAAUGCAAACACUUUUCGAGAAUUUGUGGGAUUCGAAUUUGGAACUGCCCAUUUCCUACGUAUUCGGGAAAACCCUAUAUCCUAACGAUACCGGAUGUUAUCCAUGAAUGAAAAUUUAAUGCUUAAACAUUUCAUUAUUAUAUAUCUUUAUCGUUUCGAGCACCAUGAUAUAAGAACACCCCAUACGGUUUACCGCCCCUAAUACCAAAAAUAAAUUUAUCGUCCCUUAGUACUCAUUCAAAGCUCCCCGUUGAGAACCACUGGGUUAGGUGUAACAAAAGACGAUUUUAUGAUGUAUUCAUGACUCGUGAGUAUUAUUUACUACGUGCCUAAGUAUUACUGCUUGGAUUUUAUAUUCUAAAUCUCGUCGUAUCCCGUAACUCCUAUGGCUUUCCGCUACGGGUCUAAAAUAUAAACUGUGCGAGCUUAUAAUAGAGCAGAGAUCUAAUGACACUCAACGGCGAACAAAUAUGACAUUACCUAACGUGAGUCGGGUUUUAUUUAUCACUCAUCACUCAUCAGUUCUCGGUUAUUCAUCUGUCAUGUAGAAAAUCAAACGAUUUUCCACUUUCAUUUUUAAUUCACAACAAUAUACGACCCGCAAUCAAUUUAUCAGUUUAUCUUUUAUUGUUAUUUGACUGACGCGAUCGAAAGACGGUGGUGGUCUUUUGUGGCUUGCUAUUUUUCCCUUAUAUUAUUCUUUAUCGAUAGUAAAUUUUCAUAUGGUGAAGUAUAUUUUAAAUACAUUUUUGACUAUUUUUGUCUUCUUUAUGUACAGGUACAUAAUAUUGUAGUUCAUCCGUCUUUUGAAAAUACCAUUGAGAUAGCUAUCCCCUGCUGCUGUUGAACAACUUAAACGCGAUGUACUCAACUGCAGAAUAUUAAUUACAUUACCUAUUGCACAUAAAACCGACGGAUUUUUUAUGGUGCAUGACGCUUGUUUUUAUUCUAUCCCGCAGAAUUCACGUUUAAAUAAUCGUGUCAUAAUAAUAUUAUAAUAGAUUUUUAGAUUCUGAGUGGAGCGGAGUAGCUUAUGGUUGAAUAAAAAUGUUUAUUGUUAUUUUAUUGUUGUACUUCGUAGUAACUAUUCAUUGUCGGAUUCGAUUUUCUGCACUGCAAUGAAAAUGCACGUGCAGUUUUUUCCCCCUUUCGCAGAAACCACAUAAAAACCUCGAAACGCGUUUCAUUUUCUCGUAUUAUAUUAUUAUUAUUAUUAUAGAGUCUGCAGAGUACCUACUCACAACGGUUAAAAUGGAAGGGAUGACGGAAUUCCUCUGCUUAUUUAAGAAAAAAUAAUACGCACCCUUUAGUUUAAGUCUUCUUGCCGAUACCAUUGGGUUAUGCGUAAUUAGACUCUGUUUUACUUAAUUUUUACUGAGCAUUGAACAGGCAUAUGUAUAAGAUAAUAUUUGAGGGGAGGGUAUAGUUUAUUUUUAAAUCCUAUAAGCACACAAUUUUUUUAAACAAAUUCAUGAAGGAAAAAAAUAUUUAGAAGUCUUGUCUUCAUGAUCAUGAGUUUCCUGUAAGUUUGGUUGGGCUAAUUUCUCGCGAAUGCCUCUCAAUUUUCGAUAAAUAUAUAGUCCUUCCUCAAAGUUUUUUCCGCUUUGCCCACUGCUUCUAUGUAUACACAUACAGACAACCCCCCAAAAGGAUUGAUUAUUAACUUUGUAUAAUAAUUGUACGCGUCGUUUGACCUUGGGCGCUUUUUCCUCAAGGUUUCGACUUGACGAUUCGACGAGCGCGUGCGUCCUCGGGAUCGAGACACGACGAGCAAAUAAUUUAAUAAUAUUGCCUAUAGCUGCAGCUCUCGACAAGUAUUUUUAAAACAUUAUAUUUUUAUAAUAUAUAUUCGUAUAUCGUAUUUAGUAUACGUAUAUUUGUAUUGCAUUACAACAUCUUGGAACACUCUGGGCCAGGGAUAUUUAUGAAAAAAAAAAAAAACAAAAAAACAUUUACUUAUACACUUGAAGGUCGUUCUCAAUAUGUAUAUACGUAUAUCAUAAUAAUAUUGUACUCACUUUGAAUGGUUAAUAUUUAUUUAAUAUAAUAAUGUCGAUAAUAAUAUUAUAAUAUAUGAAUUCAUUCCCGUUCUUCGAGUUUACAAAAUCGCAUCGUUAUACGUGUUUUACCUUAUCAUAGAUACGCAAACGUCGUAACCUAAAAUAUAAUAUUUUCAUGAAACUGAUCGGUUGUUGCAUAUCACAACUACACUGUGUAAGUUUUUUUGGUUUUACUCCGAUGAUAAUGUGUGUGUAUUUUUACUUUUUUAUUUUUGAUUAUUAACAACUUUUCUGUCAGAAAUAUUGCUCAGAUUUUCAAGUGUAGCAUCUUUCUGAAAAAAAAAUUUUUUGACGUGAUUGACGGUCAUUUUUUUUUAUUUUCCUUGUAGUUUUCUAAAUAAUUAAGGUCAAACAGGAGUAUGUUUACGAAAAUAACGGUUUUAUUAGUUUCGACUUUGGUUUUUUAGUUUUAAUUCAAUAUUUCCGAUUAUUAAUCUUUAAUAUGAGUAGACGCAUGUUCAAAAUAUUUUCGAUUUAAUUGCAAUGUUGCCUAACUAUUUAGUAUUUCAGAUAUUUUAUAAAAGUUUAAAAUAUUGUGUAACAUUAUUUACGAACAGUAAUUUUACUGUUUUUUUUUUCUUUCUGAAAACGGUAUUUAUUAAUUGAACAAUUUUAUAACAAUUUAAUACCCACAGGCUAUUCGCCGAACACAAUUUUCACACGAGUCUGAUGCGAUAUAGUAUAUUAUAGUUAUAACUUUUAUUUGCCAGUCACAUACUCAUAUUACUCAUUAUAUUUUAUUAUAUACGUCACAAUCAUUGCAGUGUUUAUAAUCACUGUUGCAGAUAUGGACAUAUUUUUAUUACGUACACCUAGAUACGAUAUCGAUUUCAUGUUGAAUAAUAUAAAAAUUUAGGUGAUAUUACGUUUCAUGGAAAGUUGGUGGAAUUAAAUACCACUUCGCGUAUUGUCCAAAGUAUUUCGUAUAUUUUACGAAAUUCGUCUUUGUGAUGUCGUAUUGAUGAAAAUAAAAAAAAAAACUCUUGAGCUGCAGAACUCCGUUAAUAUAGAGUUGAAUUGGCUACCACUUAUUUCGUAUAAUAGGAAUAUUCUUUGAAAAACAAUACAUAACCUAGUCAGGGCCUGAUUAACCACUAGGCUAAAUAGGUUACAGUCUAGGACGUCAUUAAAAGGGGGGUAGCAAAAAAACAAUUUUUUUUUUUAAAUUGAUGUUUUCACGUCACUUGUAUCUGAGAUAUACCAAUAAUGACUAUAAUAGGGGUAGUCAGACCUUAUUUGGUCGCGACGAAGUCGCUAGAAAUGUCAAAAAACGACAGGAGAAAGAUGUACGACGGACAUACAAUACAGUGCUGUAGUCUAUUUGAUAUUCACGGUGAAAAUGAAAACAAAAAAACGCUUUCCUCAAAGUAAAAACUGUCACAAUUUCUAUUCUGUACACAAAUCGCUACCUCUGGGUCGUCUAAAAUAAUCAACGAUUUUAUCUCGUAGCGGACACACUUGUAUCGAACAUUUAAACAAUAUUCCGGGUCUCUAAUAGUCUGACGAGUUUAUGUGUUCGCUGCGACAGAUGUCACCCAUAGAGAGAAACGUACUGUUCGUACGAUCUACCCACCCGUGUCUUAACUAUUAAACAUUGUAUUCGAUUUUUCUUUUUUUUUUUUUUGUUUACAGACACCAUCUGUAGACCACUGAUUUCUUCUCUAAGUAUACGUAGAUAAAAUUAAAAUAGAAACAAUAUAUUACUUAUGUUAAUCGAUUCGAAAUUAAAAUUUGUUUUUGUUUUACUUUCUACUCUGCAACACGCGUGUUUUGUGAAGUUUACACAACGUAUUGAUAUUGAAUUUAGCGAUUUCGCAAUAUUAUAUUUAUAAACACGCGUUGUAGGUAUACAUAUCCUCGAAAAACGGUUUGCGUAUAUCUGUUGGGAUUUGAUUUCUUAUGUAAUUUUUUUUUUUCAAACUAAUAUUUAUCUAUACUUGUAUUUACAUUUGCAUAACCAAUACAGGUAAAUAAUUAAAUUUGACAUUUAUGACGAACCUCUGAAGUGAUUCACAUUUAAUAUUAGUAUUAACCUUUUUUUUUUUUUGUCCUAAAUAAAAUUCCUUUCUCCUUGUACUUACCGUACACGGAUCAGUUCAUUCCAACGAUAUACCUUUUUGUUAUGUCAUACCCAGAGAAACUAAACGGCUUGUUACGGCCUAUUAAAAAAAUAAUAGUAAAACCUACAGUAACAAUGAAUUUUAAACAUACGAAUUAUUGUUCACCGUCGAGAACAGUUUUUUUUUUGUCGUUAUAAUUAAUCGUAAAAUAAAUCCAACAUAAGACGAACGCGAUUUUAAAUCGGUUACCGAUAAUCGGUAUAUAAUAUGAUAUAUUUAUUGGCAAAAUUAUUUACACAAAAACCUACCAUUACACUGCGAUUAAUACAAUUAUUAGUAUGUAUGUGUGUCUAGGUUAACAUCGUGAACCGUUAUAAUCGACGUAAAUUAUAUAUUAUUAUUUUUUACGUGUGUGUACCGUACGUAAACAUAUUACGCGUUGUAAAAAAACCACGAAGAUUUUUAAUAUUGUAAAUCUACAACACGCGGCUGUUGCAGCUAUAUCAUAUAUAUUGUAGUUCAAGACCUUGUCCUUGAGAACCUUGAGAUUUCCCUAUUGUGUUAUUUUAUAUGAUAUUAUUAUGUAUGUAUUUGUAUUGUAUUGUACCGAAAAGUAAAAAAACAAAAUUAAAACAUUGUUUACACUUUUCACAGUAUAAAAAUCGGUGAUUUAUUUUUUUAUCAAUAAAAAAACAAUGGUUUGUAUUAUGGGCUCGGAGAUGCUUUUUACCUCGUACCUAUAUCAUAUUUUCAUGAUGGUUUUUGGUGAUGGGACGACACUUCUGAACAGUUUACACUAACAUCGAUAGUUUUCGGUGUAGUUUACAGACAAACUAUUGAAUAUUUUUUCCCCACGAGCGAAUAUUUUCAUUCGGAAAAUUAUUCGAAUAGUUUCUUUUUCCUAUAGCCGAAUAGUUUUCAAUCUAUCGAAUAGUUUGAAUGCGAUCGACCAUAUGGAUUAGUUCGAUUUGUUAAUUCCAAUUAAAUAAACGAUAACACAGGCGAAGAAAAAAACAAUUAUUUGUUUUCCCACAAUAAUAAAAUGACAACGAUAAAUUGUCGCGUUUAAGAAAAAUACUAAACUCCGUAUCUUAUCUCCGUAUAAAAUACAUUGUCAUUUUGGAGUUUAGACUUUUGCUGGCGACAAUCUAUUGUGCUUCACCCGAACAGUUGCCAUUUCGGAUAAAUAUUUGGAAGUAGGCUGACGACAAGUAUGAUGAAAUGUAUGAAAUGCGCGAGUGGUUAUUUCGUCCAAAGCGGUCGUCAAUAAAUACAGAAAUACGAUAAAAUAAUAAUAGUUGCGUAUACUGACUAGCGGUGAAUAUUGAGGUCAAUCUGUACCAGCCGUAGUAUCUACACCAUGUGGUUGUAUAUUAUAUAGGUACUUAUCCUAACGCGGUGUCGAUGCAGUAAAGGCACUAAAAUAAUUGUUAUGAAAAUUCGUCCAGUGUUAAUAUGCUUUCUAAAAAAAUAUAGUGCAAGAUGAGGUUCUUUAUAAUAUUUUAGUUCGUCUUGUUGCAGCAGUGCAUCGUGUGCUUUCUAGUCCCGUAUGUAUUAGACAUAUCUGUUUUAUUGUCGUUCGUCCUGGUCGAUAGUAAAUGAACCAGACCGGUUUAACCACACCGCCGUUGAGUAAAGAUAACCGUGUAUACUAAUUAUAUACAGGGCGAUGAUUUUUUGGAGAAAUUUGACGUACAAUUUUUUAGACUAUUAAAUGAUAUUAAUAUAUAUUAUAAUACUAUAUAAUUAGGGAUUUGAUUUAUAUUCUUUUAUAAUCCAAAAAAAGCGCUUAAAAACAACAAAAAAUCCCUGAAAAAAACACAUAAAAACAUAUUAAAAAGUAAAAACGAUAGAGGGGUUUUAACGUCCUCUUCUAAUGGUUCUAAGUUAUUAUAAAUUAAAUUUCCGAACACUGCAAAAAUGAACAACACAAAAAUGAUUUCUUUUAAAUAAAAUCCUACAUAUUAUAAAAAAAAAAAAUUACUUUUUAAUAAUCAUUUUUGCAGUGUUAGAAAAUUGUAUUCAUAAUAAUUAAGUCCACCAGAGAGAAGACUAUUAAAAUCCUUUAUUAUUUUUGAAUUUUAUAUAUUUGUUAAGUGAUUUUUUGUUUUGUUCAAGGCUUUUUAAUGUUUUCAAGUGCUUUUAAGAACAUAUAAAUCCGUCUUCUAAUUAUAAUGGUUGAAAAACCGAAAACAAAUUUACUUAAAAUCUUCACGUAGAUAUUCGGUGGUUCGCGAUAAAAGAAUCAUUCUGUAUAUAAGUAUAUUAGACACAUGAUAUUAUAUAAAAUAUAAUUAAAUAUGUGCGACACGUGUAAAAUAUACACGUGCAUUUUUUUUUCGUAUACUGCACGUGUUGUAGUAAAUUUUCGAAUUUUAUGCUAUAUGUACGCGGCCGCCUUGCUAUGCUAAUUUAAUUUUUAGAUUUUGAGCGCAUCGUGGAAUGUAUCGGUUUUACUGCAAUGUGUUUUUUUUCUUUUAUUACUGCCUGUAAACAACGUUAUUAUUAUUUUUUUUUUAAAUUUUUUAGUUGUUUUAAUAAUUGAGAGAAAAACUCCGUUAUAUGCCUUCGAUUUCUCGCCAACAACAGUGGCAAAUAUACAUCCAUUCCCUUUCUCACACUUGUAAACUGUAAAUAAUACGUUCAAAUGCUGAAAGCAGCAAUAUCUUUUCAGCAUUUUUUUAUUUUAAAACCGAUUUAGUGAAUCCGGUUUUUAAUACGAUCGUUGGUUUUUUUUUAUUUAGGAAAAACCUGCGAAAACUACUUAUUGAGAAUGUCGCAAAACGCAGUUAGUUCAAAGUGAAAUCUCUCGAGGAAAUCGAAAAAUGACCUCCCUAAAGUACCUCCCAGUCCGAUUUCUUUUCAGAAGAAAUUGUUAUCAUUGUAAAUCGGAGCAAAAUUUCUGGUAGAAAAGUUGCGCAUAAAAAAAAAAAAAAAAAAAAUAAUAAAUUAAUAUCUUAUAACCACAAGCUUUUUCGUUCCACUAAGAAUUUAAAAGAUUUCGAGCGAAGCGAUAAAAUUUUUUUCGGGCCCUACCUUUAGUUCUCCAUACAUCUCUAUAUACGUGAAUAAGGCGUAUACUCACGGGUUAUUUUAGCAAUACAUCACUGGUUAUUAUAUUAUCAUAGUCGCUAUCCCGAAAAGUGGUCGAAGGAGAACUUCAUACGGGCACCUGUCGGACAAAUAUCGAGUCUGGUUUUGUUUUUUUUUUUUUCUGUGAUGUCUGGCCCAGGGCAAUGGCUCAGGUCGCGUGCAAACCGUCGUAAUAAUAUAGUUAUUCGUAUAAUUUCUCGUAAAUUACGCGAUAGUUUUGCCGUCCGAAGGGCGACGAAUAGCAAUCAUGUAUGGUCGUGUUUAAUAACACGCGUGUCGAAGGGGCCGUGCAGAAUUAUUCGAGUAUAUAAUAAGGUAGGUAUAGACAUAUUAAAAUAUGUAGGUGUGAUAUUACAAAUUACUACAGCCGUAUCAGUAGCGGUCAAAUUAUUAUUAUUGCCGUAUCAGGUAGCGGUCAAAUAACUUUGUCAUGAGGGAGGGAUAAGGAUAAUUUUUAUGAGUUAUUAUUAUUUACACAAUAUAAUAUACACUACUAUAAAUAUUUUUUUAAAAAGUCAGGCAACGAGGGGGAGCUAUCUUCUAAACCCCCCCCCCCUCCCCCCUCAUCCGUUCGACCGUCCCUGAAUCCUCGUUUGGUUCUCGCUGUUUUAAUAAUACAUCGUUAAUUUUUCGUUUAUUGAUUUCGGCACAUAUCGAUUAUCACCAAAAUUGUUUACGGCCACACGGCCGCAAUGACGGACUUCAAAACCGGCGAAACUAUCAGAUAACCUUCGCCGUGUGUACACAUUAUCGUGUUUCGGUUGUUACGCGUUGUUUUUUUAUUGUUGUGAUUUUGAUAAAUAACAUCAAUAAUCGAGACCGCGACGAUGACGAUGGGGUUUUUGUUUAGGUAAUACGAAGACGCGCCGGUAUAUAAUGGUCGUAAUAUCGUAUAUUAUUUUUCGACAGUUGAAAAUCACGUCCCGGAAAUCAAAUACGCCCGUAUUCAGACAAAUCAUCGCGCAAUGUAUACAAAACAUUUAAAACAAUUAUUAUUACGUUGUACGUCGCGUCACAUACGUAAUGAUGUACGAAAACAAUAAUCGUUUCAGUUGUUGUAAUAUUAUAUGCGCGAGUGGUGUCAGACGACGAGACAAAACUUAAACUGCAAGCUGCAUGCAGUGUACCUAUAAUAACAAUGUUAUUAUCAACAGUGGCGUAACUAGAACUUCCGAUGCUCGCGGUAAAAUAAAAAGAUCCUCACCAAUAAUGCCUUGGGCCCUGCUAGGGCCAUCAUCUGUUGUGGGUCCCUGGCGUUUGCCCACUUUGCUCACCCGGUAUUUACGCCAUUGAUUCAAUAUCCUAUAGAUACGGUGUACGUUGGUCAGUAUGUAACGGUAGGUAAGUUUUAUGAAAAGAUUGUUUAAACGUUUUCAUUUCGCAAUCAAUAAUAUCGAUCACGUGGCUUUUCACGCGUUUCACGCAGUCACGCCAUACGAUAUAAUUCUGUACUGAAUUUUCUCGCCGAAUUUAUCGAACGAGAAUAAACCCCGGUCGCCCGAUGUUCCGAUAUCAAACUUUUAACCGAUUUUAUACAGUCGAAUAAUAAUAACAUCGUAUAUACUGCAGCGAUAUUUUUAAAAAAAAACUAACAUCGAAAAAUACUAUCGUCUUCAAAAUCAAUGCGUACAGUCCAUACAGACGCGUCGUUAACAAUGUACUCAACUGUUUUGACGGGGAGAGCUAAUCAAAGUAAAAAGUAAAAUUAAACCUUUUGGACUUGGAGCGGUAAAAUUAAUUUUACUUUCGGUGUUCGGAGUUUGAUACACGUACAAUGUACAAAACACUUUCUCGUUCAAUUUCAUUUAUACAGAUGUACAAUAGAGACAUGUAGAUACGUCUGUACAUAUAUAUAUAUAUAAUAAUAUGACGUAUUGUUGCGUUCGAUUGUAAUAAUUUUACUCGCGGUUCAAUUAACUGUACAUUUUACGUUUUGUUAUUGAAUACACGUUCUAUAGAUAUGUAUUUAGAUUAUGUACGUUUACAGUAGAUAAUACGUGUAAUUAACAUAUAAAAUCAGUUCAGUUUAUAAUAUUAUAUUAUAAUGAUGUCGUUUCUGUAUUGUUUUACAGUCAUUUUUGGAAUCGUUAUCAAUCUAUUUACACUUUAAGCGUGUACCGUGUGCACCUACUUAUAAAAUUGAUCAUAUUGUACAAUAACGUAUAUUAGUAGUUAAACACAAUAUAAUAAUAAUAAUAAUAUUGUUUUUAUCAAAGAAAUAAAUGUCCAGUUUUUUUUUUCUUAUAUGUAUACAUAAUAAUAUAUUACAUACGUAUAUUAUCUAAAAUUUUAAGAUAAAAAUAAUAAUAAAUGUAUAAAACAAAGUGUUUUUAUUUCACUUUGUGAGACAAUCAUUAUGCUUCUAGUAAUUUGUUAUGUAUUUCUGAAAACAUUUGCCAUAAAAAUAUUCAAAGGUUUACAAAAAAAUCAAUAUUGUUCCCUAUAGAAUUACCCGCAGACAUUAAAAUAUUAGAUGGAGAAUUUAGCAUAUAAUUUAUAGUUGAAUGUUUUGUGUAGAAUAAAUUAAAAGAUCGGUAGUUUAUCGGAUUUAUUUUAAAAUUUAUAUUUUGUAGUAAUUCCGGACAAUCAAUCAUAUUAUUUAAUAAUUUAUAUAAAAAUUUUAAUUUAAUUUGCAUAAAUCUAGCGACUGUAUAUUAAAAAAAUGGAUUGUGACAUUAUAAUUGGAAUGGGGUGCUCUAUAAACAAAACAUUGAAAAUAUAAAAAUGUGAUAAAAUUAUUUUGAAUUUUUUUUAAUAUAUACAUAUUUAAAUAUUCAGAAUAUUGAAAAUUGAUAUAAGUACCUAAAUGUAUAAUACUUAUAUCUUUGGUCCUAGGAUUUUACAUUUUACGAAAUACAUACAUAUUAUAUGCCAUAUAUAUCAAAAAAAUAAAGGAGAAAAACUUUUAUGACUAAGAUCAAAAUUAUAAAAAACAAAAACCAAAAAACUGACUUAAGCUCCUGUUCGUUAAGAUCAAAAAUAUAAUAUAUGUAUAACAUGUGUUGGUAUACAGAAUUAUGAAAAAAACCGAACGAAACAAUACAAAAUAAAAUAUUCAAUUGGUCUUCCGAGGAAAUUAUUUAUAGUAAAUAAUAUAUUUAAAACUCGUAUAGAUAUCUGAGUUGAAUAAAAUAUAACUGGGAACAUAUUGUUGGUUUGAAAUUUUUCAUGCAGUAGUAUUCUCGUGUAGGUUUUGUAUCUUUCCGGGUUAUCUUCAGGAAAUAUUCUGGAGGCCAACCAGAAUAAUAUCAGCUAUGGUUUUAGUGUAAACCGUAGUGUAUAAAGACACAGUAACUUGUUUCUGCUUUUUCGUAUAGUGCUAUACUGUAUAUAAAAAUUAAGGCAGAAAAUGUAUUGUCUUAAGUUAUAUCUUAAAAUGUAAUGUUCAAAUAAUUCUUAAAUGAUCUAAAAAAUUUAAGAAAACGAUUUAAAAAUCAAUAACUAUCCAAAAAUACAAAAUAAAAUUUCUUAUUCUUAUGCAAAAAUACUCGAAACAAAUUCUUAAUUCUAAACGAGCAAUGCCCAAGUGUUUUGGAAAAGAAUGCAAAAUGUAUUGAAAUCCAAACCCUAAUAAUAAAUAAUGAUAUAAAUUAAACUAAUGUAGUCAAAUUUUUAACAUGUAUAUCUACUUAUACAUAUUUUUGUAUAAAUUAGAAUGCUCAAUUGUUUUAGUUCCAUCCACUGCAUGGGACUAAAUUAACAACUAAUACAAUUUGAAUUAAAAAUUGAAUUGGUGUACCUAAUUAUUAUGUACAAGUAUUAAAUACUCGUGAAUAUUUAUAUAGGAAUAUGUAAAAAAAAAAAAAAAAAUAUGUGUGUAUUUUUUAACAUUAUUAAAGAUAGUUCGUCGAUUACCAUAAAAACUUAUUAAGAAAUAAAAAUAAAAUAUGAAUCGGGUUAGCUAAAUACAAUUAUUAUAGUCGUACAGUAUUCAAUAACUAGAUGACUAUAUUAUAAUAUGAAUUUAAAAUUAAUAAUAAUAAUAAUAAUAAUUGUUUAGUUAAAUUUAUGUAUGUAUAAAAAUUAAAGCUGACGUCUAUUAUGAUAGGCAAAUAGUAAAAACGAAUCUAAAAUAAUGUUAUUGGAUAUUAUACAUUCGCAAAAUGAUCUUACAUUCAUCUGUUUAGGUAUUAUAGUAGAAUAUACUAUUUUAUUUUAUUUAUCUUUAGAAAAGAAUAAUUGUUUAUCAUUAUACAACUAUUUUUUAAAUGCUGAGUGUACCGAGAACUUAUUAGUUUUAUACUAAGAUAUGUGUGUUUUUGUUGCUUCGAUUUUUUUAUGCCAUAUACUCAUAUAUGAUGCGGAUAAUUUGUUUGAUGGUAUACUUUCUUUGAAACAUUUUUCGACAUUCGUAAUACGUUUUCAUUAAAUGCAUGGAUUCUCUUGGCAAAAAGGGGAAAACACGACCAAUAUACUACUUCGUUCGAAAUCGCUUUUAGUUUGAAACGAUUGCAUACGGUGUAUACAUUAAAUUAACAUUGUUUGUUUGUUAUGUAAAAUGGUCACGUUGAAGUAAGAGUUAGACCAGACGAUGCAUCUAUGCCUUCCCACUAUAAUACAUUGUCGCUUAGCCCCUAAGUGUCGUUUGGGCCCUUUCGUAUAAACACCGCCGAAGUAUUAUAGUUGUGAUAUAUUAUUAUACAUUGUUUUAAAUUCUUUUCCUUGGCCAUCGUUCCAUACCGUUCUAAUACAAAACAGUGUGUCUAUUUUGUUCCGAACAUGUAUAGUAAACUAUUGUGUACUCUAUGUCUGAAAAAAAAAAUCCAAUGCAUUUGGAGGUUUCAAUGCCGACCGUGUAUAGAAUACAAUACAUUAUAUUGAACAAUAUUUCAAAUGCAAACGUGUAUAUAGUGUUUUGCGUCACAUUCGCCGUACGUGAUACUCGUCAAAACAAACACCGAAAUAUUAACAAAUCGAAACUAAAAAUAGUGAAAAAAAAAAACAGAAAUCUCGAAUAAAUCGUGUGUUAAAAUAUAUACCGCGGUACAGGAUUAACAAUAAUAUUAUUAUUAUCCUGUAAUAAUUGUCUAAUAAUACGCUGUCGUUCGGAAAUAUAAUAUUAUUAAAAUAAUAUUUUGUACUACGAUUUUUUGUGCCAUUGCAAGCCAGUGUUUUGGCCCCCAAAAAAUUACGUUAUAAUAAAGUUUAUAGGCUCGACAAGUAGGUACCUAUUUAAUAUAUAGGUAUGCGAUACAAAUUAAUAAACGCAUUACACAAUUUUGCUUUUCGCAUUUUACCUAUACUAUGUUUAUUCUCGAAAAAAAAACUCUUCGGUAAAAUAAUUCCAAAAUUAAAAAUUACUCGAAUGACUUCACUAAUUUCAAACUCACAUGCAGAAUCUUGAUGAUUUUUUCAUGUAGAUAGGUACCUACUUUGCAGAUGCCUGUAGUAUAAUAUAAUCUGAAUUCCUGUAUGUAUUUAUACGCACUCGCAUAGACGUAAAUAAAAAGGGAGGGCUUAGCCAUCCCUGAGCCAUCUCAAACCACACCUAUAGUCUUUGAAUUAACUUAGACAUUUAUAACAGGUCUGAAACACCUAGUGUACUCAAGCUCUGUGUAUUUUCAAACUAUUUACGUCUACGCGCACGAAUAUUGUUCGUUUUACUAAGUAUUAAAUGCUUUAUGCCGGCACAGUCGAGCCGAAACCGUCUUACUGAAACACGACGAAUGAAAAAAAAAAACAUAACAAGUAUCCUUGGGGGGUGCCCGCAGGAAAUUUAUCAGGGGGGCAGUGUUUAAUUCUAGGGGGGGGCAUUACUAAAAUUAUAGGAAUGACCUUUUUAUUUUUUUUUUUUAUGUUUAUCUAUACAGGCGAAUUUCAUUAAUUUACCCAAAUUUAAUAUCGGGGGCUGCCGCAUAAUAAAAUCAAACCGUAUUUGAAAUUUUUGAAGUCCGGGGGAGGAGGCAGACGCCCCGUAUUGUCCAUGCAAGUAUCGAUAGACCCGGAAAUUAAAAAAAAAAAAAAAAAAAAAAAGAACGUUCGCAGGUGACGCGUACAUUGAGCAUACUAUCCAGCAGCGCAUAACCUAACCUGACCAAACCAUGCCUGCAGCAGAUUUACGCGUUUCGCAUGACGAAAAUAUGCCGACACACACGCCGUGGUAACAUUUCAGGCGCCCGGUGGUAUAUGAUUAUAAAUCGUAAUAAUAGUAUACGCGAGCGAACCCGCUGCGGGUCUCGGCACGUAAUGGCACUCGCGCGAAACAAUUUAAUUAACAAGUUUACGUGAGACUAUGCGCCCGACCUCAGCGACGUGACGACCAAACAAUAAUAACACGAGCAAUAUUAUGUACCUGCGCACAGACGCGGAAAUGACCGGAGCAUUUCAAACACCUUGUGCCAUUUCCACGUGUCCGUGUGUACCUGCAAUACAGCGCAGGUACCGUCUCGCCGCGUAUCAUAUUAAUUAGCGACGUACGAGUAAUGCGAAUAACCGUCGUUAAUACUAUGACCAGUAGUAUAGUAAUAAUAUAAACAAAGCUUUUUUUUUUUUUUUCUUAAAGAACACACUGCAGUGAUGAUCGUGUUUUCCAGUCAAGUUCAAGUGUGAAAUAUACCGGUUUCCGUUAAUUCAACAGAGUCGCCGACGAAGCGAUAAUAGCAAACGAUUAUUAUUCUCGUCGGGUUUUCGAACGCGGCGUUUCCUCAUCGCUCGUUCGUAUCCGGGCGAGUCGCUAAUUUGUCGAAAAUUCGCACGCCGCAGUGCGUCUCUGCGUCAAAAAAAAAAAAAAAAAAAUACAAAUUAAUCAAAUUAUUCUUUGAUUCCGGGGAAGAACGGCUUAUGUCAAUUUCGUAUAGUUUUCAGUGCGAGCAUGUUAUUAAACUUUGAAAUUGCUCAAUGGCGUAAUGGCAUAAUAUUCGCUAAAUCGCCUUAUCAAAAUAUGCCGUUCGAAACGGUCUAUAUCCGUCUUAUUGGCCAAACAAAAAGUACAUUAUGAACUGUUAAUAUUAUAUUUUAAUUUGUUUCAGUAUUACAUAGUACGUUAGAAUAUAUACACGCGCUUUUAAGCAAUAGCGUAAGCGCAACUAGGGGGGGGGGGCAUGACAAGGGCAUAUUUAGCACCCUCGAGUUUAAAAUCAGCACCCAAAAAAAUAUCUAAUAAGCAUUUUUAUAGUAUGGAUUAAAUAUUUUAUCCAUGUAUUCCUUAACUAAUUGGCAGAUUACCUGCAGACAAUGCACGUGUGUAUGAAAAAUUAAGUUAAAACAGUUAUGAGACUUAUAUUUUUGCAUACAGAAUUGUAAAUGAAAUGUGUAGUUGUUUAUUGUAAGCGUCGUGCAAAGGGGACUGUGGGAGCAUUGUUCCCAUGGGUCUGUGAUGUGCCUAUCAUUUUAGCACCUCCAAAGUUGGUGGUCUAGUUGUGCCUAUGCCUAUUAGAACCAAAAAAAAAAAAAACACGGGGAAACGAAAUUACAUAAAGAAAAGUUAUAUGCAUAACAAAUUGCUAAAAAUUGACAUAAGCACUCCUUUCCUGGGACCAUAGUGUUAUUAUAACACAAUCUAAAGUCUUAGAGUUCGUAUUACGUUAUACACGUCACGCGAUUAUUAUACGAUAUUAAACUAUUAUAACACUAUACGCGUAUACAUAAUAAUAACAGUAAUAAUAAUAAUAAUAAUAAUAAUAAUAAUAAUAAUAUUAUUAUUAUUAUUAUAUCUCGUCGUCUCUUAUUAUAUUCCAUCGUCAUGUAUAAUAGUAAUAAUAUUAUGAUUAGAUAUGUAGUUAAUUUUUUUUUUUUAUUUCGAAGCUUACGCGAUGUUCUGACCCAGCGUGCGAGCGCGCGAUUUUAAACGAAACGCUGUGUGUGAUGACAACGAAAACAAUUAAUAAAAUAUAAUAAACGUCCCGCUUUCCCCUAAAACAGACUUUCUUCGUAUAGUGAUAUAAUGAUUUUUACACUUAAAAUUUAACAAUUGUAUAAUACAUAUAAUAUGAAGAUAUAAAUUAUAUUUUAUAUUAGAAUAAUUUAAUAAUUAAACAAUAUUUAAAAAGUAUAGAUAAACGGUUAAGUUUAUUUAUACUAUUAUAAACUUUUAAGUAUUAAAAUAAGUAUAGAUAAACGGUUAAGUUUAUUUAUACUAUUAUAAACUUUUAAGUAUUAAAAUACUGAAAUUCAAACUUUUAAGUAUUAAAAUACUGAAAUUCAUAUUAAUUAUAGGGUAAAGACACUAGGGGAAUGAUACCAUGCCCGGAUUGAGAUUUAAAGGGGAGCCAGGGGGCAAUGGCUCCCGAUGCACAAGACUCCAAGAGCUCAAUUUUUGUCAGAGUGUGUGCUUUAUCUAUGCAUUUAGUUAUGAACUUUGUAUUUCGACAUUUUAUACUUAUAAUAGUUUUUCGUAAUCUACCUGACUUUAUAGUUUAUAGUUAUAGUGGAAACUAUUAUGUAGUAAAACAAUUUCAUUUGAUUUUACUGAUGUUUUAUGUCUAUUAACAACUUAGGUACCAAAAAUUAUGCUCCGAUGUAGCAUAUUUUCUGAAAUCUUUUCUAGUUCAUCAUUUUUUGAUUUAUUUUGCGGUCUUCUUGAUCAUCUUUGUAUUAUUUUUUUUGAGAGCUUCGUUGCAAUGUUUUGCUCCGGAGCCUCUGAAAAUCUGAAUUUGGGAUCAAUUUUACUAUAGUAUUUAACAAUAAUUUUAAAAAAACAUAAAUUUUAAGAGUUCCUAUGAUAGACCUAAUCAUAUAAGAAAUCAUAACUCAAAUUAAACAUUAAAAUUAUCAACAUUUAUUUGUAACAUAUUCGAGACGAUCUAUUUUUUCUAAUAAUAGAUAUGAUACGAUUUUAUUAUGACAAAUUCAAAAUUUUCUAUUUAAAACUGCACCAUUAUAUAGAGAAGAAAAUAAAUUUUAAGAUCAAAUAUAAGAUCAUAGGUUUAUUUUUAGAGUUUUAAUAAAUUUCUGAAUUUAUUAUAUUGCUUAAACUGGCAUGGUGUCUUUAUCCUAGUCUUCUGAAAAUUUUACAGAUUUAUGAUAUCGUUAUUGAUAUUUAUGAUGGAUUGGUAUAAUAUUAUUUGAAUUUAUGUAAUAUAUAUUUUUUUUAUGGAUGAUUAAGUUUAGGAACCACUGGGAUAAUAUAAUUUAUUAUUCAUAAAAUUUACUAUAGCAAUUUAUAUUUUUAUUUUUACAGGACCAUAAAGAAUUCAUAAAGAAAUCGAAAGAUCCAUUGAUAACAAGAAGUGCAAAAGAAUUAUCGUUAUUACAAUACCAUGAAGUUGAACCACAUUUACAGUCAAAUCCAUUUAUUCUAUCCGGUUACAGAGCUAGUCUAUCUACAAAAAUGUGCAUUGAAAGGUAUGACGUAUGACGUACGAAAGGUAUUAUUAAGUUUUAUAUUGUUUUUAACAAUAAUUAUUUACGUGUGUACAUUAUUUUCCAUCAGGCUAUAUUAAAGGUAUAAAAAGGUGGUAUAGGUAAUAAAAAAAGACGCAUCUUAUCAUUCUAUCGAGUCAUGAUUGAAUUAAGUACCUUGAAUACGUUUUUUAUGUACAUUUAAAAAUAAUUUUCAAAUCGUGAAUCGUGGAUAAUUAAUCACGAAAAAAAAAAUAUUAAUGAAGGUCUUUUAAAUAGAAUUAUCAAUUUUAUUAUCAAUUUAUCACAUCUAAAAUAAUUUCAUGGUUAAUAUUCUAUCGUUUCGUUUAAAAUAAAUACCUAUAAUAUAGGUGUGAAAUGCGUUGUAAAUUUGAGCUUUGUUUGAAAUUGCAUCUAUAUUUGUCUUUAUAUAUAUAUAAAAAAAAAAUAAGUAUAUACGUAUUAAAAUAGAAAAGUAUAAUAUAUUGUAAAACUAUUUCCUGAAUAAUGUCAGUAUAUCCAUAAAAACCUAUUACCAAUAUACAAUUAGGAAAAUGGGUAUAUGCGAUCGGUAUAAAUAUAAUGCUAUCGAUUUUCGGUAUAGUCUGUAACUCUUUUGAUAUUUUUCCGUACAAUUCUAUUUGCCAAUGGGCUAUGAAAUAAACGAGCUAUUCAGAUUGUUUGCAUUUUUUUAUAACGCUUCAAGAAAAAAAAAACCGACAAGUUGCUUAAACACCGACACUCGCUUUACUGUAUGCACUGUUAUUAUUUAUUAUUAUAUUCAUUAAUAUAAAUUAUAAUUAUCAUAGGUAAGUACCUAAUAUAUUCGUGGCAAGGUUGGCAUUGUGAGACAUAAACUAUAUAUACUAUAAUAUAAUAUACCGAUAGGUUAUUUAUUUAUUAACCUCAUCAAUGUUAAAUAAAAAUCACGAUCAAAUUAUUUGUAAUUUUUUGUUUUGUUUCAGUGCUUUUUGGCUGACAAACGAAACCAUAAAUAUCUGGUCACACGUAUUCGGCUGGAUGCUGUUUUUCGGCCUAACAAUUUAUGACUUAAUUUUGUUAAAUAUUCAUGCUUCGUCGUUCGAUAAACUCGUCAUGGGUCUACUACUAGGGUGUUUCCAGGUAUUCAUUCCAUAAAAUAGUUUUAGAAAAUAUCACCUAAUCGUAGUGAUCAAAAUGUGUUCGUUUCCUUGAGAUGUUGUUUUCAAUUGCCAAAUACUGUAUUUUAGGUCGAUACAUACAUUGAUUUUAUGCGUAAUUUUAUUUAUAAGUGAAAUAUACUAUGUAGUGUUUGGUAUAUUGUUAUACAUAAUUUACGAAUAUAUUCUAUUUUUGAAAUCAUUACAUAUAAUCCACCUGAUUUUCAAUUAAUGUUUGUGCAUACAAAAAAAAAACGAUAAUUAUAUAGAAAAUAUAUAGAACAAUGUUUUUCAACCUUUUUAAAGUCACCGUCCUCUUGAUAAGAAAACGAUUGUUCAACGCCUCCCCAGUGGAAAUCUCGUAAUUGAGGGUUAAGAAGGGAGAGAAUGUUGAAUUAUAAAAUUGAAAGAAAAAAAACUAAAAUGAUGAAUAAAAAAAAAAAAAAAUAAUAAUAAUACCCUUAAACAUUUGUCUUUAUUGAAGAAAACUAAAAUGAACGAAUAACCAAAAAGGACUUUAUGUUGUUUCAUGAAUGAAGCAUACAAAAUUACUCAUUUUAAGCGAAAAUACGCUCGUUGCCCCUUUACUGUUUAAAAAUUAUUCAACGCCCUACACUACCCAAAAUAAGUAUAUCGUCUCUUAAUAUCCUCCUAAAGCCCUCGGGGGACGUUAUCGCCUCCGUUGAGAACCUGAAAACCAUUAAUAUAGAACAUGUACUAGAUAAUAUUUAAAAUAUAUCGUCUACUGAAAAUUAGAUUCAUUAAAAUAUUAAUUGUGUUUUUUUUAAUUGUAUUUUUUAGAUUAGUAUGGCUUCGUCGGCUAUGUAUCACACGUUUUCGUGCAAAUCCGAGAAACACUUUAACUGUUUUUUGUCGUUCGACUUGUUUGGAAUAGCGUUGAGCUUGCUGGCCAUCUAUUUGUCGGGAAUAUAUUACGCUUUUUGGUGUCAUUCCGUAAGUGAACAUAUUAUACAGGGUGUGCUACCGUGUUUUUCUUUUUGCCUACCUACCAAUUAAAUAAAGUAGGUACGUGGUAACCGGAAAACACAACUAUUCGCCCUGUAUACGUCAUCGAACUAAGCCAUUUAUAAUGUGGUAUAGUUGGUAUUUUAUUUUUAUAAAAUAAAAUACACGUCAUAAUGUGUUUGGCACAUUUGAAAUAAAUGAAAAUGGCGCGAUAUAUUUUUCAGAUACAUCAAGCGUUUUAUUUGUCUACCGUAUUCUUUAUAUUUGUGGUCGUCAUGGCGUUGCAAAUACCAAAACUGAAAGCCAGCGACAAUUUGAAAAUGAUCUCAUUUGUGUGUUGGGCAGCAUACGGAGUGAUACCGACAUGCCAUUGGGUCAGCAUAAUGGGAGGAUGGGAAAAUCCAAUAGUUGCAGUAAGUGAAUACAAUAUGUUGAUACGAAUAGUCAAACACGAUAAUAUUGUUGUUAAUCACUAACCAGAACGGAAUUAAAUCAAACGGAUGCUACAAUUGGAAGUUUUCCGACUGCAACCGUUUCGAGAAUAUAGAAAUGUUAUAUGGACAGUACUAGGGCACUGUUCAUUAUUGACCUUUUUCAUCAAUAGCGAAACGAACUUAAAAUAACCUAAAAGCAACCUAUGACCUAUCCAAUAUCCGUCCACCAAUAUUUCCCAAUACAUCCUUAUGUUUUCACCUAUUUUAACCUACUUUGGUUAAAUGGUCAAUCGCUUAAUAUGGAUAAAUGUAACUGGUCUCAACAUGUCCAAAUUAAGCAGAAUCCAUUAUAUUUAGUUAUUUUCACAUCGAGUACUCAUCUACCCCUAAAUCUUAAAAAGAUCGAGAAAAAACCGCUUCUCAAAGUCUGCAUUCGUUUUGCCACUGUAUUUCAUUAUCUAAAUCAAACGAACUACGAAACCGUAAUUGCACGCCGCAGUAUUCAAGUAUAAAUUCAUAAUGAAUUUUAAUAUAUUUUAAUUACUAUUGUUAUAGUAUUAUAUUAUAGUGUAUUAUGUUAAACACAGAGGUCGGUACACAUAUACUCGUAUAUAUAUAUAUAUUUAUAAUAACUAUAGUAAUAUAGGUAUAGUCGUUAAUGUCAUGAAUAAUUUAUAAAAAAAAAUUUUUUUUUUGAAAUGAUUAUGUCGAAACACUAUAGUCUUAAAAAAUAAUUCAUUAAUGAGAUCGAAAAUAUUGCAAACACAUAGAGCACUAUUAUCUAUACAUUCGAAUGCUCAGCAAAAAUAUACAAACUAUCGAAUUUGUCUAAAUUUGAAAUAAUUACUGACUUAGUCUUGUACUAUUAACUAACAGAAAACUACUUUAAAUUUCUGUAUUAAUAGUGAAAAGUAUAAUAGAUGAUUUACUAAGACAGAAAAAAUGUAUUUAUUUCUGAAAAAGUACUGUAGUUACUAAGUUACCAUAGUUAUACCGUAAACAACGGCGUGCCCAGGAAUUAUCAAUAGGAGAAGAUCUAAACAAAAAUCAUAAAUAAAUCAUAAAUUGGUCUUUUCUACCCAAAUUAACUGUGGGAAUUAGUAAUUUAAAAUCCGGAUCCUAAAAAAGGCCAAUUUCUAAUCAAUAUGUCAAGUUUUUUCUCGUAACUUGGCUAAAAUAUAUGCAUUUUGACAUUAGAUUACUCAUAUUUUUUUGUAUUUUAAGCCAAUGGGGGAUAUAACUUCUAACUCCUCCCCCUCUUCACAUGCCAUUUACCGUAUAAAAAAAUUGUGCGUUAUCGACAUUUUUUAAAAUUGUGUCCAAUAGUUACAAAAUAUUGUAUAAUAAACGAUGUUAAAUCAUAAUUUAAAAAUAAUAGAAAUAACAAUAAAAUUUUACAUGAAAAAUAAAUAAUAAAAUAUGUAAAUAAAUAGUAGGUUUAUUUCGUAUCACGUCAUUACUUUUUUUUUAUUGUUACAAAUAUAUUUGUAAUGUACGUACGCAUUGUGCUGUGAUAAUAUUUUUAAAAGUUUAUUAAUGGCACGUAUUAAAACAAAAUUCUAUAAUUACAUUAUUUGUUCAGUCGAAUCCCGAGCUAAUUUUUUCUUUUUAUUUAUAUUUUUUCAGAAAUUGUUUUCAAGAAUAAUAAAUAUGUACCUCAUUUCUGGAAUGGCGUUUCUAAUUUACAUUACUAGAAUGCCAGAACGGUUUUUCAAAGGUAAAUAUUGUGUUUGUUACUAUAAAAAAUCACGACAUUGAAUGUACUUACUACAUACUUACAUUUAAAAAUAAAAUAUAUAAUACAAUCGUAGUUCUUAUUUAGAUUGAGGUUAUGAUAUCUUAUUUAUACUGUAUCCAAUGAUAUAAUUUUCAAUUUUUUUCCAAAUUCGUAAUUUUUUAAAUUCCCAUCUCUAACUGUAGGCCAAUUAUUAGGUUUUGUUUUUUUUAGAGAAUUGUCUUAUUUUACUUUUAACAUGUUUUUGAAGUGGUAAGAAUUCUGGAAAUUACAUGACGAAAUCUGCACGUUGCAAAACUGUGUUAUAUGUUGAUGGAAAUCACGUACAACCAGUAUUGUUUAUUUCAAACGUGUGAUUUAUUUAAUCAUACGUUCAAUGAAUAUUGUCGCGUUUCCAAUGCGAUCUGUGUUGUGAUAAGUGUUAUUAUUUACUUAACAAAACUCUGGUUUGAGGGACACAUACAGUUUUUACGUAAUUUAUUUGUAUAUAAAUUAUUAUUCCAAUACACUAGUAGCUGGGGAGUAAUCGAUUUGAAGGAUAUAUUGCAUCCAUAUAUUAACAACAUAAAAUUAUUUUAUAAUAAAGUAUAUAAGCAGUAGUGCAACCAGGAUUUAUUUUUUAUUUUUUUUUUUUUUGGGAGGGGGGGGGUUAUAGAUUUAAACAAUUUGGGCUGCUCACGAGUAUUUCAUUGUUGCUGAUGGGUAGUUAGGAAAGUAUGGGAUAUACAGGGUAAUUUAGUUUGUAUACUGUAUGUAUAAAUUAUUGCAAACGAAAAAUGCUUCUCGUUACGUUAGUAAUGUAGUCGUGUUUUUUCCGUUGUUGCCAAGUAUUCCAGAAAUAAAAAAAAAGAUAUAUGAGGUGAACUGUUUCAAAUAAAGAAUUAUUGUACAAAAAUGUCUUAUCAGGUAAGAUACUGCGUAAAAAAAAAAUUUUUUUUUUUCCAUGCGAUCAAGAUUCAACGAAAGAAAAAUUGUUUAGAUAGUCUAUUGGGAAUCUAAAAAAUUGUUUCAAAAAAAAGUACCGUAGAGCAAAAAAUUCAUAUAUUUUAAAGAAUGAUCUGAAAAAUUCGGGGUAUACUUGUUAAUACAAAUAUUUGUUUUUUCCGAAAAAAAAAGUAUAGCUUAUUCACUACACAAUUAAGUAGUGUAGCUUAUGCAAAUAUGCUUAUGCUACACAAUAGAUCUAGGACACACAACAUAAAUUUGUUACAUAAUUCUAGUUUUUAAGAAAUACUGUUAAUUUAAUAUUUGAUAUAAGCAAAUACACAAAUUAUUUCGUAGGAUUCGUAGAAUUCGUAGAAUUUCAAAUUUCGGAGGAGGGCCAUUAUUACUUCCCAAACCCAAAAAAAUGAUCGUGUCUCUUAGGUAUUAAAAAUAAAACAGACCAAUGAAAACAAUGUAAUAGUUUUCUUAGUUGUCACGCACAUGAGUUUAUGUAUUAUUAAGAAAAAAUAAUUACUCGAUCUAAGUACGGCUAGUCCAAAAACCCGAAGGGUCUGGAAUACGUAUAUAUGAGGAUUUAAGAAGCAGGUGGUUAGUGGUAAUGUGUACAGGAAGAGGGAAUAAAGAAAGGCGGGAUGGGCAGAUUAAUCCCCUAAACAUAUCAGAGCCGGGAAAAUGGAAAAACUUGUUUCGUUUAAAAUAUUGUCUUUACACGAUUCGUAUUUUCUUUUUUUUUCAGGUAAGGUAGAUUAUAUUGGAUCGUCGCAUCAAUGGUGGCAUUUCUUAGUCGUACUCGCUUUGUAUUACUGGCAUAACACUGGCAUCCUGUACAUCGAAUACAGAAUGAACCACGGAUGUGCACACGAUUUACGAUUAUGAUGUUUGACUGCUCAAUAUGUGUUUUUAUUAUUAUUAUUAUUAUUAUUAUUAUUAUAUGAUAUUUAAAUUAUUUGUCGUGUUAAAAACUCGUUUGUUAUAUUUUACAAUUAUUUAAUAUUUUGUAUUUUUCUUCUAGCACACGUGUAUUAUAAGAAUUGUUCGGUAUUUUAUAAAUACAGUCGAUUACCAAUGCAACAGAAUACAAUUG